Chinchilla lanigera (long-tailed chinchilla) is the source of this 1785-nucleotide messenger RNA. RefSeq names its product ER membrane protein complex subunit 2 (gene Emc2). The transcript has 12 exons. The record is from RefSeq and is a predicted model, not a curated record. The coding region runs from base 81 to 1118 and encodes 345 amino acids. Gene Ontology annotation, cellular component: EMC complex. Gene Ontology annotation, biological process: protein folding in endoplasmic reticulum. Gene Ontology annotation, molecular function: protein binding. Lineage: Eukaryota; Metazoa; Chordata; Mammalia; Rodentia; Chinchillidae.
AAUUCUUUUCUUAGCCCAUUUUUACUGCUAAAACACAGAACCUCAAGGUGUGCAUCCUCUAAUGAACGUUCAUCUGGCUCAUGGUCUGGAGGCCGGAGGCCAAGCUUGGGGCUGCGUCUGAAAUGAGAGAUAAAAUGAGAAAAUGGAGAGAAGAAAACUCUAGAAAUAGCGAACAAAUUGUAGAGGUUGGGGAAGAGUUAAUUAAUGAGUAUGCUUCUAAGCUUGGAGAUGAUAUUUGGAUCAUAUAUGAGCAGGUGAUGAUUGCAGCUCUGGACUAUGGUCGGGAUGACCUGGCGUUGUUUUGUCUUCAGGAGUUGAGAAGACAGUUCCCUGGCAGCCAUAGAGUCAAGCGAUUAACAGGCAUGAGAUUCGAAGCCAUGGAAAGGUACGAUGAUGCUAUACAGCUGUAUGAUCGAAUUUUGCAAGAAGAUCCAACUAAUACUGCUGCAAGAAAGCGUAAGAUUGCCAUUCGUAAAGCCCAGGGGAAGAAUGUGGAGGCCAUUCGGGAGCUGAAUGAGUAUCUGGAGCAGUUUGUUGGUGACCAAGAAGCCUGGCAUGAACUUGCAGAGCUCUAUAUCAACGAGCACGAUUACGCAAAAGCAGCCUUCUGCCUGGAGGAGCUCAUGAUGACAAAUCCCCACAACCACCUGUACAGCCAGCAGUACGCAGAGGUUAAAUAUACCCAAGGCGGACUUGAAAACCUCGAACUUUCAAGGAAGUAUUUUGCACAGGCAUUGAAACUGAACAACAGGAACAUGAGAGCUUUGUUUGGGCUUUACAUGGUGACGUUGAAGACGCAGAGGAGUAAAAUGUUGAUGUUAGCGUGUGGAUACCUCACUGGCAGAGAGGAACAAGGUCAAAGAGCCUGCAGCACGACUAGGCAUAAACGGAAGGUUGAACUCUUCUGGGAACAGAGCCUUUUAAGAUCUGCAAGUCACAUUGCGUCUAAUCCAAAAGCAAGCGCAAAAAUGAAGAAGGACAACAUGAAGUAUGCGAGUUGGGCAGCUAAUCAGAUCAACAGAGCUUACCAGUUUGCAGGUCGGAGUAAGAAGGAAACCAAAUACUCUCUGAAGGCGGUUGAAGACAUGUUGGAAACUUUGCAGAUCACCCAGUCUUAGGCGUCACAGACUUCGACAUCAGUGUCACAGCUGCGCAGCGGAACUUCCUGACCUGUGACUUAUUUACUAAAUGCCAAGUGCUAUUUAUACUCUAAUUUCUGUGAAGAUGGCGGUUGUAAAGAAUGUGUUUAUAUAAACCUAAAAUGCCUUUUACUGCUAAGCAAGAAGUUGGGGGACUCUGAGGAAGAUAUGAGACCUACGAUUGUACACUUGUCUCUUCAUAACGCAGAAAAUCGUAACUGCUCUCCACCUUGUUCAAUAAACCACUGAUUUCCUGAACCUGCGCGUAGAGAUUUAAGCUUCUUUUCUGUUAUAACCGGUACCUUGCUUGUGAGUUCGGUUUUCAGUUUCGCUCUGCCUGAGGGCGGGGCACACGGCCAGGUAACUUGCAGGAACAAAUCAUUUUGACUUUGCUUAAAGUGUCGGGUGGGUUUUCUGUGCAUCGCAGUGGGCCGUUGCAAUUGUUUGUAUCUGCUGUAUUGUGAUAAAUCUUGCCAAAAAUGAGUCAUUGUCCAAAGUUCAGUUUGAGAAAUUUUUGUUUUGAUGUAAAGAUGUUCAUCUAUAAAAUACCUUAAGACUAAUAUGUGCUGUAACACUUAACAUCCCCACAAGUUACGUUUGUUGCAAUUUAACUGUAAAUUACAUAAAAUGAUAUUUAAGAAUGGGA